Cryptococcus deneoformans JEC21 is the source of this 889-nucleotide messenger RNA. RefSeq lists its product as hypothetical. The record is from RefSeq and is a predicted model, not a curated record. Gene Ontology annotation, biological process: protein transport. NCBI's taxonomy places the organism in Eukaryota, Fungi, Basidiomycota, Tremellomycetes, Tremellales, Cryptococcaceae. Bases 25 to 828 code for a protein of 267 amino acids. The transcript has 4 exons.
CAUAUUUCCACCAAAUCGCUACCAAUGCCGCCGUGGAACGCCCCCCGCACAAAGGUGCAAAUAAAACUCUCCAUCCAGCGUCUCCGCACAGUCCAGCAGAAAAAAUCAGCUCUCGCCAAAUCAUCCCGCCGUGAGAUCGCAGACCUCCUCGCCAAGGGGCGCGUGGAGACCUGUCGCCUGCGAGUGGAAGGCCUGAUACAGGAUGACAUCUAUGUCGAGCUGCUAGAGCUCUUGGAGUUAUAUCUCGAGAUGUUGCAAGCCCGGUUCAACAUCCUCGAAGCAUCGCCAGCGACAGAGCCGGAUCCAAGUAUAUCCGACGCCGUAUGCUCCAUCGUAUACGCUGCACCACGUACAGAACUUAAAGAACUGCAAGUCUUGCGGGAAAUCCUCAUGCACAGGUUUGGGAGAACAUUCGCCCUCAGCCUGCUCCCUACCGAACCACCCCCACCUACAGUCCCCGCCAGAGUCGCACACAAGCUCAAACUGUUCACGCCAGGGGAAGAGUUGGUGGAUGCUUAUUUAUGGGAGAUUGGAAAGUCUUACAAGGUUGAUUGGGUGCCGGAGAGGUUGGGUGGGGGUGUGAGUGGGGGCGAAGAUGAGGGUGGGGAGGACGGGGGCGGGACUGGGGUCGGGGUCAAGGGAGAGGGGAAGGAAGAUGAGGAGGAUGAAAAUGACGGGGACGGGGAUAGCGAUGGUGGAGAUGUGGAAAGCAGAGAAAAGGAAAAGGAAUCUCAAGGAUCACCGAAAAAAGUGGAAAUUCCCAGAGAAACAAAGCUGACAGAAGAAGAAGAACUUGCUCAACGAUUCGAACGUCUAAAGAAUUUAUAGUUUUGUCAUUAAAAGUAAAAUCUCUUGUCACAGUGCGGUUCUUAUGCAGGACAAAACGGCG